Molecule: messenger RNA, 1657 nt
Organism: Macadamia integrifolia
Lineage: Eukaryota; Viridiplantae; Streptophyta; Magnoliopsida; Proteales; Proteaceae
Product: endoglucanase 8-like
Biological process (GO): carbohydrate metabolic process
Molecular function (GO): hydrolase activity, hydrolyzing O-glycosyl compounds
Source: RefSeq, a predicted model, not a curated record
UUCCGCAAGAAAAAAAUGGCGCCAAACACUCGCCGGUCUCCGCUUUCUUUCCCGACACUCUGCCUGCUCUUACUGGCGGUGUCUCAUCCUCCUGCUACUGCCUCCGGUGGCCAUGACUACUACGACGCUUCUAAGAGCAUUCUCUUCUUUGAAGGCCAACGCUCUGGUAAGCUCCCUCCAGAUCAGCGCCUCAAGUGGCGCCGCGAUUCCGCUCUCAGAGACGGCGCUUCCGUUGGGCUCGACCUCACCGGUGGUUACUACGACGCUGGCGAUAACAUCAAGUUCGGUUUUCCGAUGGCUUUCACGACAACAUUGCUGUCAUGGAGCAUUAUCGAUUUCGGCAAGAAUAUGGGUCCAGAGCUGAAUAACGCUGUCAAGUCCAUUAAGUGGGCGACAGAUUAUCUCUUGAAGGUAACGACAGUGCCGGAAACCGUUUACGUCCAGGUAGGCGACGCACUCUCCGAUCACAACUGUUGGGAACGGCCGGAGGAUAUGGACACUCUCCGCACAGCUUUUAAGGUCGACCGGGCCCACCCCGGAUCCGAUGUGGCAGGUGAAACUGCCGCUGCUUUAGCUGCUGCUUCCAUCGUGUUCCGAUCACGUGACCCUGGGUACUCCCAUCUCCUUCUCAACAGAGCCGUUAAGGUGUUCGAGUUUGCUGACAAGUACCGAGGUGCGUACAGUACAAGCUUGAAGCAUGUAGUGUGCCCUUUCUACUGUGAUGUGAAUGGGUACCAGGAUGAGUUGCUUUGGGGAGCUGCAUGGUUGCACAAGGCAUCAAGGAGGCGCGAAUACAGAGAAUACAUAGUGAGGAACGAGGUGGUCUUGCACGCAGGGGAUACCAUUAAUGAGUUUGGUUGGGAUAAUAAGCACGCCGGGAUUAACGUCCUCAUUUCCAAGGAAGUAUUAAUGGGGAAUGCUGAUUAUUUUAAUAACUUCAAGCACAACGCUGAUGCCUUCAUCUGUUCGCUUUUGCCUGGAAUUUCUCAUCCUCAAGUCCAAUAUUCUCCAGGUGGGCUUAUCUUCAAAGCUGGUGGCAGUAACAUGCAACAUGUAACGUCGCUGUCUUUCCUAUUAUUAGCCUACUCUAAUUACCUAAGCCACUCCAAUAGGGUUGUGCCAUGUGGUGGCACGUCUGCCAACUCAGUUCAGCUCAAGCGCUUGGCUCAACUUCAGGUGGAUUACAUUCUCGGCGAUAAUCCGGUAAGGAUGUCGUACAUGGUGGGAUACGGCGCACGUUAUCCACAACGGAUUCAUCAUCGUGGAAGCUCGCUUCCUUCUGUGGGGGCCCAUCCAGCCCACAUUGGUUGCAAAGAAGGCUCACGCUACUACCUGAGUCCCAAUCCCAACCCUAACGUGCUUGUAGGAGCAGUCGUUGGUGGGCCCAACAGCACCGAUGCUUUUCCGGAUUCAAGGUCAUAUUUCCAAGAGUCUGAGCCCACUACGUACAUCAAUGCACCAUUGGUGGGGCUUUUAGCUUACUUUUCGGCCCAUCCGUGAUUCCAUAUAAAUAUGCAUAUAAUUGUUACUUUGUAAAAGCAAAUUUAGUGGUGCGCAAUAGGCACCCUGCGCAUUGUAGACAAUGUAGUAGUACCAUGAAGAAUCUCAUAUUGCCGUUAUUGAUGAAUGAAUACAAAAAGCUCUGAUUUCUAACGCA